Messenger RNA from Trichomycterus rosablanca, 1451 nucleotides. RefSeq names its product short chain dehydrogenase/reductase family 42E, member 1 (gene sdr42e1). Gene Ontology annotation, biological process: steroid biosynthetic process. Bases 45 to 1205 code for a protein of 386 amino acids. NCBI's taxonomy places the organism in Eukaryota, Metazoa, Chordata, Actinopteri, Siluriformes, Trichomycteridae. Gene Ontology annotation, molecular function: 3-beta-hydroxy-Delta5-steroid dehydrogenase (NAD+) activity. The transcript is spliced from 3 exons. The record is from RefSeq and is a predicted model, not a curated record.
CACUGAUCUGAUCCAGAGGUCCUUCUCAGCCGUUCCUGCUCACGAUGAACGCAAACCCACCCGUCCAGACGUAUGUCAUCACCGGCGGGGGCGGAUAUUUCGGAUUUCGGCUCGCUCGUGCGCUCCAUAAGAAGUCCUCCAGGGUGGUCCUGUUUGAUGUUCGCCCCCCCGAGGUGUUACCCGAGGGUGUAGAGUUCAUCUGGGGCGACGUUCGGGAUUACACCCAGGUGGCGGACGCGCUGCGCGGGGCGGACUGCGUGUUCCACGUCGCCUCGUACGGCAUGUCCGGCAGGGAGCAGCUCAACAGGAAGCUGACCGAGGAGGUGAACGUCCAGGGAACGGAGAACGUCGUCCGGGCCUGCGUGGAUCUCGGGGUUCCUCGUCUGGUCUACACCAGCACCUUCAACGUGGUGUUCGGUGGGCAGGUCAUCGAGAACGGCGACGAGAGUCUCCCCUACCUGCCCUUACACCUCCAUCCAGACCACUACUCCAAAACCAAGUCGGUGGCCGAAAUGCGCGUACUGAAAGCGAACGGAUCGCCGCUGGCGGGAGGGCGUGGCGUCCUGCGCACUUGUGCCCUUCGUCCGGCGGGGAUCUACGGUCCGGGAGAGCAAAGACAUCUUCCGAGAAUCGUCCGGAUGAUCGAGCGCGGCCUCUUUAAAUUCGUUUACGGCGAUCCGGACAGUCUGGUGGAGUUCGUUCACAUCGACAACCUCGUCUCUGCGCACGUGUUAGCCGCCGAGGCUCUGACGGAGGGACGCCAGCACCGCGCCGCCGGACAGGCCUACUUCAUCUCCGACGGCCGACCCGUGAACAAUUUCGAGUUCUUCAGGCCCUUGGUGGAAGGUUUGGGUUACUCCUUCCCUCACCUACGGCUCCCUGUAUCUCUCAUCUACUUCUUCGCGUUCCUCACCGAGAUGGUUCACCGCGUCGUCGGGCGCGUCUACGACUUCCAGCCUCUGCUGACACGCGCCGAGGUUUACAAGACGGGCGUGACGCACUAUUUCAGCAUGGACAAGGCUCGAGCGGAGCUGGGAUACGACCCUAAAGAGUACGAUCUGGAGGAGGUGGUGGAGUGGUUCAGGAGUCGAGGGCACGGCAGGAAGAGAGUCGACUCGGCGAACAAAAGAUUCGUUCUUGAUGUUGUGUUGCUCUUUUUAUUUGUGGCAGUGAUCCUCUCAUUCCUGCCCGUCGUGGGUCACUAAAGAUUCCAGUGUGACCAUUAGGGAUUGGGAAUGGGCCGGACUGGGUGGUACGAUGAUGCUCUAUAUGGACGGAAGUAUUGGGAGACUUGACCACGAGCUUGUCGGACAUCUCACUCCAAAACCGUUUAUAUUGUUACUGCAUUUUAACAAAAUGUCCCAACUGUUCCUGAAAUGGGGUUUGUUGUUCUCGUGUUUUUAAUAAAGUGACCGGUGAGUGGCCGCACAUAUCCACAUCUACCACUAGAU